CAGGCCUCUCCAGCACACAUUCUAAGAUAUAUUAUAUUUUUGAGGAUAGAUCAUGGGGCAGGUUAUAAGUCUUAAAUUUUAAAAAUAGUCAUAUCAUGUAUCAACUCAGACUAAAUUGCAACAAAAAUAGAAAUUAGUAACAAAACUGUCAAAAUUGUCUCUUAGGUUAUAGAAACAAUGUGAAUUUUCAUAUCCUGUUACUUCUUCCAGAUUAAAAAAAAAUGGCCACAUUUAUACCCAUUGAUUUUACUACUUUAACUCAAGGAGAAUACGAAGAAGAAAGCACCACAAAACCAAGAUGUGUAGCAUAUGAACAAUAUGAAGAAAUUACAGCAACAGAGACUGAACUAUAUGAAACAGAAGAACAGGAGACCUUAACCUAUGACACACCAAGAAAAUUCGCUGGAUUACUCCAGUCAGGGAAAACAGAAGAAACUGAUCAAGAUUACUACCCAGAUUAUUUCAUGGAAGGUAUUACUCAAAAACCCGUAGUUGUUCCGAAGCCAGGGACUCCUAAAAAGAAAGAGAAACCAAAGGAAAAAGAGGAUGAAACCCAAGUGUGUCCCAGGAUGAGGAAAGCCAAAGUUCCA
This is a messenger RNA of Ochotona curzoniae (black-lipped pika), 590 nucleotides long. RefSeq names its product dynein heavy chain 14, axonemal-like. The transcript is spliced from 3 exons. The annotation marks the transcript as partial. The record is from RefSeq and is a predicted model, not a curated record. NCBI's taxonomy places the organism in Eukaryota, Metazoa, Chordata, Mammalia, Lagomorpha, Ochotonidae.